CUCAAUUAUUGUGCGACAGUAAGGUUUUAGAAAAAUGCGACGCCUUGUAGUACUGAUCUUGUGUUGGAUGUCCUGGAAAAAUGUAUUCGCAUCACUGGCCCCACCCGAUACGUACGGCCUGAAAAGAAGAUUAGAUAGACUGGAAGAUAAGCAGUUUUCCGAUGGCGUUAAUACCGAUCGCAAGCUGCUGCUCUUGGUAUCAAAGAUGGGCUCAGCUUUUUAUGAACAAAUCGAAAAAGGUGAACAAAAAUUGGAACUAGAAGGCCAGCUUGCAACAUUAUCAUCCAAGUAUGACGACCUUUCUCAAAAGUACUCCAACAUUGAAAAACAGUUGAAAAUCAAAGAUCUUGAUUUACCUUGGAAUAGUUAUUCGCCGUAUGUCGAAACUCCGAGUUCACCGUAUGUCGAAAUUCCGCGAUACACAGAGUCAAUGAAAAGUCCGGGUAGUUAUGAAAUGUAUCAAUCUGAACCAAAACAGCAAAACCAAAACUAUACUGAAAACAACGAAAAACUUAAUUGGCAAGAUGCGAUUGCAGCAUUAUCAAUCAAGCAUGACGACCUUUCUAAAAAGCUCUCCAACAUUGAAAAACUGUUAAAUAACCAAAAUCUUAAUUCAGAAAUUCCAAGUUCAUCGUAUGUCGAAAUUCCUCUACCCAAAGAGCCAAGUAAAAAUGCGGCUAGUUUUGAUUUUUUUUUUGAACUAGAACGGAAAAUGGGUUUCGUCACGAUUCGUGAAAAACAAUACUAUAUUGAAACAAGAAAGGAAAGCUAA
This is a messenger RNA of Drosophila rhopaloa, 772 nucleotides long. RefSeq lists its product as uncharacterized. Lineage: Eukaryota; Metazoa; Arthropoda; Insecta; Diptera; Drosophilidae. The record is from RefSeq and is a predicted model, not a curated record. The transcript has 2 exons. The coding region runs from base 35 to 772 and encodes 245 amino acids.